Notechis scutatus (mainland tiger snake) is the source of this 2073-nucleotide messenger RNA. The record is from RefSeq and is a predicted model, not a curated record. Lineage: Eukaryota; Metazoa; Chordata; Lepidosauria; Squamata; Elapidae.
CGGGCAGGAUGCCAGCCUUCUCCCUUGUCUCUGUGUGUGGAUCAUAACUUCCCUGGACAAUUCUGCCACCAGUGAGGCGAUCGGGCAUCUCGGAGGCAUGGCUGCAACCCACGAGUGGGACCUUCCAGACUUGGCCCUUCUCUGGCAGUGGCUGUUGAAGAAGCAGAAGGCCAGCACUCUCCUUCAUGGCUUCCAGCUCUUCCUGGAGGAUUCUCCUUUGCUGAUCAUGCUGGAAGUGUAUGAAUUGUGCAUGGACUACAAAAAUUACAGCCAAGCCAAGAUCAAACUGCUCACGUUCCAAGAGAGUCUUUCAAAACUUGAAGCUCAGUGUGAGAGGUGGCCGCCCGUCCUCCCGGGGCCCUGGCUGGAGACGCAGGCUUCCUUCCUUCUCGACCUGAUGCUGCACCAGUGCAGAACAGAGUACGAAUUCGGGAAACUCCUCGAGCUGCUUGCAGAGGCAGGAGCUGCUCUUCUCCAUGGACCAGAUCUGAAGAAGCUCAGUGCCCUCCGCACCGUCCUGAAAGAUUCGCCCGUCUCCAUCAGCCGGGCUCUGCUGAGCGACUACAGCCUGGAGAAGUUUCAGGAGGAGUGCCGGAGGAUCCUGGAGCGGCUGCAGGAGAGCAGCUCCUUUUCUGUGGCUCGCCGGGUCGCAGAGCUGGCAGCACUGCCUGUAGACAAUGUGGUCAUCCAGGAGGCGCUCCAGAACCUCCUCCUCUUGAAACAGGCUGGCCACUGGACUCAAAAAGAGACCAGAGUUGAGUUCUGGAAAAAGUGUCACGAGAACUACGUGCAAAAUGCCAUCUCGAAUCGAGCUGCUUCCGGCUUCUUCUCCGCUCAGGCCGAAUUGGUCUGGGAGGAUGAGGGGGCACCCAGCAGCAUCUUAGAGAGGCAGCUCCUGCUUACUUUGGCUGGACACUGGCUGGUCAGAAGCGACCCGGUCCCUGUUGAUGACCUGGAAAAGAUAGAGAGGGAGAUUUGGCGUUGCCGCAUCACGCGACAAACUUUCAGCCCAGGCCCAGGGCAGGUCGAGCGCAGAGGUUCUCGCCAGAUUUCCACCGGUCGUGAGCUGUCCUUUGACUCCCUGGCCAAGGCCUUCUGCUUCUCUAAGGUGGCCGCUUUAAACAUCCCCAAGUACCUGGAGCUGAGAGGUUUCCCUUCCCAGGAUGCAGCCCCAGCGACGCUUUCCGAGGCGGAAGUGGCAUCCCUGGGUUUGCUGAUUGGAUGCCUUCUGGACGAGGGGAGUGUGCACGAAGCGGCCCGGGUUUGCCGCUACUUCAGCUUCUACAGCCGAGAUGUCGCGCUGAUCUUGCAUUGCAGAAUGCUGGCCUUGGGGGAGGAUGCCCAGGGCUGCUUCUUUCACCCAGAGAUCCAGGCCCUCCUGGCAGCUGAGGACAGCCAGAGGCCUAGAGAAGCGGGGCCCGGAAAGAAGCGGCUGAAGAGUUCCACAAGCCUCGAUUCCUGGUCCUCCGUGGGGAGCUCCUCUCCGGAUGGCGGAGUUGUCGGCAGCCUGCAGGCUUUAGUUGCGGAAUGUGUGCAUGGUCGGAAUUACUGUCGACAGACCCUCUACCUUUACGAACUCUCCAAAGAGCUGGGCUGCUCCUUCAGUGAGAUCGCCGCCCAUGAUUCGGAGAAGCUGCUUCGGGCGAUCCUCUCCUCACAGCAGCCAGAGUGGUACAAGAGGGCCCAGGCCUUCAUCACCAACCAGGGCCUGGAGCCAGAGGCUGUGGCUGAGCUGGUGGCCGAGGAAGUCACACGCCAGCUGCUGGCGCCUUCGGAAGGAAGGCUGAAGCAGAGCCCGGCCCUGAAUCCUGCAGAGGAGAGCCAGAGGUUCCUGCAGCUGGCCAAGCUUUGCCAGGACCGCACGCUUGUUGGCAUGAAGCUGCUGGACAAGGUUUCCUCCGUGCCACACGGGGAGCUCGCCUGUAGUAAGUCCGCGGGGGGAUAGAAAACGGGCCCGUGUGGGGUUGGGAUUCAAGGUGUGUGAGGACUUCUGAACCUCAGGCUGAAAUCCAAAAUAUGUACCAAUCCAAAAGGUCUCCUGAGGAUCUAUUGGCCAGAGGAAUCUGGACCUCC